AUGGCGGUCAUUGCCCAUGUGGAGCCCCAAGCACCUAUUGAGGUCUUGGAAGCUAACAUCACGAGCUACGUAUUGGACUUCGCAUACCCGCGAUACGACGUAUACCUCAACAAGGUCUUCACCCAAAUCUACCCACGAACACCGUUUGACGGUUUGUGGCUGGAUCGCAACGAACCGACGUUGGCGACCAUCUCGCCACCUGGCGGUUGUGCGAGGGACGGUUGGGACGUGAUACCUUACACGCCCAAGACUCUGCUGUCCGAGGGACCCCUGGACGCCCGGACUCUGUGCAUGUCCCAGCACCUGAUGUCGGGGCCUCACCUGGUGACGCACAACGCCAUACCCUACUUGCAGGCGCAGGCGGCCUACAACGUGCUGGCCAAGGUCUCGGGACAGCGGCCGUUCGUUGUGAGCCGGUCCAGCUACUCGGGCAUCGGCAAAUACGCGGGUCACGUGAUCCACGGUCUCCGUCCUACGUGGGAAGACCUGCGUCUGAGCAUUCCCAUGUUGCUGUCUGCCAGCUUGCUGGGCAUGCCGCUGAGUGGCGCUGAAGUCUGCGGCGGCGAGGAAUUCAAGAUGGCGUCCCUCGCGGACGAGGAACUGUGCGUCACGUGGUUCUCGCUGGCCGUGUUCUACCCGCUGCUGCGACUGAGCAAUGCCGAGCUGUUCCUGCUGCAGCCGUCCCCAUUCUCGAACGCUUUCCUGUCCGAGACGUCGGACAUGCUGGACGUUCGCCUAUCGCUGCGCCCGUACCUGUACUACCUCUUUUACCGAAGUCACGUCGCCGGCGACACCGUCAUGCGACCGCUGUUUGUCGAAUUUCCGAAUGACACCGCGACACGGAACAUUAGCGAUCAAUUCCUCUGGGGGUCCGCCCUGAUGAUAAUUCCGUUCCUGGAACCGAACAAGUACGUUCGGCGCGCCCACAUUCCUGAGGGCGUGUGGUACAACUUCGAGAGCGACGCCGGCGUAGCGUCGCCGUCGCUGAUCUCGGAACCCGGCGGAGGCAGCCAGACGGUGCAGCGGCGCGAGAAUCGCCGUGUGUUGCUGCUGCUUCGAGGAGGACACGUUCUUCCCGUCUCUGCCACGCCACCUUCCCUCUUGCGUGACGGCCGGAGCACGGAGUAUUCGCUACGCGUCGCCUUGGACGAGCAGUAUCGGGCCAAGGGAAGUAUCUACUGUGAUGACGGUGUCUCUGCCGGCUCCUACGAGACCGGAGCCUACGGACUGGCUGACAUCGUCUUUCACAAGGACACGCUUUUGGUGAUUCCCCGCCACGCUGGUUUCCCGUGCGGCCUGGUGCGAGAGGUCAGGUUCGUCGGUCUGCCUCCGCAGCCUCCUGAGAUGGCAACCCUGGAUGGCUUACCGGUCUCCCUCACCACCCAGCAGAACCAGACCGUGAUAAAGAACCUGGGUCUGCCCCUGGACAAGACAAGCAAGCUGGUUCUCCAGUGGCAAAACCUGCCCGUUGGCUUGUACCCAAGGCCCGACAACGGCAGCAUCACCGGCAUUCCGGCGGCUGCAACCUCCAUUUCGCAAUCCAGCAAUCGCGAUCCGGCAAUCCCAGUCCCUGGCGCCUACUCCGAAUCUCUGAACCACGCCUGUGGUGCGGCACAAUCAGAUAACGUGAGCGGGGGCCACGAAUGCACGCAUGGGAACUGAACGUUUUCCGCCAGCUAUAGUACGGUCGUGUCCACAGCAAUAAACUUUAUUCGAAGAACAGUCA
Dermacentor silvarum is the source of this 1726-nucleotide messenger RNA. Its product is annotated as lysosomal alpha-glucosidase-like. Gene Ontology annotation, molecular function: alpha-1,4-glucosidase activity. The record is from RefSeq and is a predicted model, not a curated record. Gene Ontology annotation, biological process: carbohydrate metabolic process. Bases 1 to 1662 code for a protein of 553 amino acids. Lineage: Eukaryota; Metazoa; Arthropoda; Arachnida; Ixodida; Ixodidae. The transcript has 12 exons.